AUGGCGGAGUUUCAGCAACGCCUUGGAGGGGGAGAACUGCAUCGCGCCGGAACAGUCCUUCAGCAGGCCAAAGGCGGAGUCAGAGCCGGAGCCAGAGUCAGAGUCAGAACGCUAUUCCUCCUCAUCUAUGGUACAAAAAUCCACCGCCUGCAGCCGGCCAGGUUGCUCUGUUCCACGAGAUGCCAUUUGGGGAAGCUUCCCAGAGAGAUCCGCAACAAGAUCUGGGAUUACCUCGAUGUGGGGGAUUCUGAGAUCGAUAUCACGGUGCGCAUGCGCUACCACGGCCUCGUCUACCCUCCCAGAUUUCGAUUCCGGGAAAUCAUCCGGCUCGUCGGCGUCUGCCGGCAGAUGAGGACAGAGGUCUUCCAGAUCAUCGAGAGGAGCGUCGUCUUUGUGCAACGGUCGAGCAAAUUUCUCGACGAGUCUGUUGCGCACUUACGCGGAGGGAACAUGCUCCGACGCAUUGUUACCUGUACCUGGAAGAAGAUUGAGAUCUGCGACAACCUGCCGAACCUCGUCCACUUCCAACUGAGGACCGACGAAGCCAGGCGGCACAAUCAGGUCCGAGAAUUAACGCGCGAUCUUUUGCGCUUCGGAGCAUUCCUGGUAGCGAGGCAUCGAAACCUCGACAUGCUCAUCUGGCCAGGCGACUCGGGUCAGCCGCACGAGCCAGGACAGAGAGGGGUCGUCCUUUAUAUCGACGUGACUUUGUGCAAACACUUUCGCGACAAGUGGUUGUACAGGACCACGCCGCCAAAGUACCUGAGCAAGGAGGACUGGGAGAACGACGACAUCAGCAUGGUUGAUGAUCGUUUGUUAAACGCCACGAUACUGCGACGACUUCACUUCAACGACAUCCUUGCCUUUGAAAUCGACGACUUCGUCAUCGACAGAGAGAACAACGCAACCUCGAAGAUUGACGAGGGGCAUGAUUAUUUCGCCCAAGUCGACAACGAAGGUUAUUUAACCCGAGAACGGCGCCAAGAAUUGGGCAAGCGCUACGUUCCCCGUGGAUCGACUGAUUGA
Molecule: messenger RNA, 1026 nt
Organism: Cladophialophora carrionii CBS 160.54
Lineage: Eukaryota; Fungi; Ascomycota; Eurotiomycetes; Chaetothyriales; Herpotrichiellaceae
Exons: 4
Coding region: 1-1026 (341 amino acids)
Source: RefSeq, a predicted model, not a curated record